Drosophila yakuba is the source of this 376-nucleotide messenger RNA. RefSeq names its product tissue factor pathway inhibitor 2. Gene Ontology annotation, molecular function: serine-type endopeptidase inhibitor activity. The record is from RefSeq and is a predicted model, not a curated record. The transcript has 2 exons. NCBI's taxonomy places the organism in Eukaryota, Metazoa, Arthropoda, Insecta, Diptera, Drosophilidae. The coding region runs from base 29 to 301 and encodes 90 amino acids.
UCGAACGCCCACACGUGAGGUAAUCAAAAUGAAGUCCCUAUUCCUGAUCAUCGCUGGCCUAACUCUGUAUGUGGCCUAUAUAAAUGCCCAGAUUUGCCAAGGUCGUCCAGUCUUUCAGUUGUGCACUGGCGGCAAGGAUGAGGGAAAUCGCAAUGGACGACUUUGCGGCUUGACUGCCCAGAAUGGUAUGUGGUUCUAUAAUAGCCGGAACAGGAAGUGCGAGAAGAUGAACUAUCGCGGCUGUGGCGGCAACGGCAAUCGCUACUGCAAAGUGGAAGAUUGCAAUCGGUGCAGGCGCUGAGCUCAUCAACUCCUUGAAGUUAUUACUCUGAGCUUUGCCAAUCAAAUGAUCGAAUAAAAGCAGAAAUUAUAUGUU